Molecule: messenger RNA, 2120 nt
Organism: Lolium perenne
Lineage: Eukaryota; Viridiplantae; Streptophyta; Magnoliopsida; Poales; Poaceae
Source: RefSeq, a predicted model, not a curated record
ACUCGCUGCACCCAGCGCUGAAAAAUUUGAAGCAAAAAAAGGUCCCCGCUUUUCUGUCCCAUCCAUCGGCAGCACAAAUCCUAGGGUUUACCGCUCCGCCGGCGAUGUCCGACGCCGUUGAGCUGGAGGGCGCCCGCCGCCUGGCGCUGCUCGCCUUCGCGAAGCUCUCUCAGUACGGGCUCAGCGCGUCCUCUGCUCCUACCGCCGAUCUCCCGCGACUCCUCAGCUGCUGCUUCCAGUUGCUGCGCCGCCUGGACCACGCCGACCUCGACCUAGCCACCAGAUGCGCCGACCAUCUCCGCUCCUUCAUCCACAGCGUCCUCUCCCGCGACCCCGGCCCCUUCCUUCUCCCGGCCCUCGAGGUGUUAUUUGAGAAUCUUGUGGAUGUCAACCAGCUGAGGGGGAGUUACACCAUGCUCGAUGAUGAUGCCACACAGAAAGGGUCGAGGAUCUCUAAAACAUGCCAGUGUGAGUUCCGAAUCAAACUGGAGCUCAUGUCCCACCAUUUCAUUUCAUCUUUGCAAGAUGAGGUGGGAUCUGAGCAGUUUUUGGCCGCACUCGAUUGGUCAGAGAAGGCAACGCAGCGCAUCCCAGAACUUGGCUUGGCUACAGCUCUUUCCCUAGUCCGAAGGAGCUAUUCGUUCUCUAUGCCUGUCAUUGCACAAGCUCAUUUUGUAUUGCUUGCGGCCAGAUGUGUUGCCAAUGGGGAUCUGGACCUGCAUUUGCAAGUGUUUCAGCAUACCAUGAGUGCUUAUUUGAUAUGCUUGCCAUCAUUGGGUGUUUUCGACAGAAAUAAUGCCAUGAAAACCCCGUUCAGUUACUGGGCCAACACGAGACCUCCUAACUCUUUCAUCCCAGACGCGACUAAUCAGAAACUAAACUGUCAGAUCGAUAGGCUGCUUUCUUGCUGCAAGGCGCACUCUGAUGAUGGCCUACACCUCAAAGAGACGGAUGCAUUUGAUAUUUGUGUGAGCUUCAUUGAAGAGAGCCAGCAUAUGUUUCCUGAACAACUGAGGCAGGAAGCUGUCAUUAUUGUCAAGAGAAUAGUGUUAAAUAGCCUUGGUUGUGCUAAGCAGAAGGAGACACAUGGAUUGGAUGCUAAAGUUUCAGAGGAGGUGAUCUACCUCGCUGCUGUACUUAGGCUAAUGGGUUCUUCUUUUCUAGAGAUUCUUAACUGUCUUAGGAAAAUGAGGGUUGAAGAUGGCAUGCAACGUGAGAAAUUUACCGCGCUUUGCAUAGAAACCAUCCGCUUGCUUGGGCAAUAUGAAGCUAAUGGACUUCAUAGAGAUGACUUGUUUGCCAGGUUUGACAAGCCUGUUGACAGGGAAAUGCCCUUGGUGUUGAUGCUUUUUCAUUUUGCUAGUCUGUUAGUCUUUUGUUUGAGAAUGAGGUUUGGUUUUUUGUGGAAAGGUUGCAUUAUCAUGCUGAUGAUGACCAUGAAUCUUGUGAUUGAUCAAGAGAGAAGUCUGAGUGCAUUUCAGUUUCUUAUUGCUUCAAAAGAUUCUGCAACUCCUUCCAUUCACCAAGAGGACAGUUUGAAGGUUUCUGUCCCCAGAAAGUCAAUAGCUUCUCAGUUCAACAAUUUACGUAAACUUCGUGUUGGAGGUGACAGCAGUUUGGGCGCCCCUCAGAGGUGUAAAUCUCGAGACGGAAGAGCCAUUUUCGAGCUCAUUCCAGGAUACAAACAGAACUCUUCAGAGUGGGAUGAUCUUGUGGAUUUUGUUGAAUGCGAUGAAGAUAUGGAUUAUUCAAGUUGGUUUAUGCAGCGGGCCAAAUUCAAGGAGUAUAAGGACACCAAAUGGAAGAGAAGCAAGCGACCCAGCGAGAACUCCUCCAAGAUAAGGGAACUCUGUGCGAAUAAAAGUGAAAGGCGGAAGACCUCACGGUGACUCAUCUGGCUAGAUUCCAUGGAUUGGUCCAAAUAACAGAUUGCGUACUAGUCCUGCCUUGUUGUUUGAAAUGAAACUGUUCUGUGAUGUGAUAUAAGUGAAAGUAUGUCCAUUUACAGAAGUGUAUAUAUGACAGUUGACUGCUGAUCAGGGAUCGUCUUAGCCGUUAAUUUUUUGCGCUGUGCUUUCAUGAAAAGAAAGACAAUUAAGCAAAAUUGUUCUGUGUUUUCA